AUGGAUCCAGGGCAUCGGAUAAGCUUCAGAGCGAGGUCGGCGGUGGAGGUUAUAGACGACGGCUACAAGUGGAGAAAGUACGGCAAGAAGUCGGUCAAGGACAGCCCGAAUCCGAGGUGUACAUCCAUCAUCCUCUCAUGGCAGAUCGAUCGAGAUUCAGUCAGUCUGAAGGCCUAAUUUUUAUGGCAGGAACUACUACCGCUGCUCGACGGAGGGCUGCAUGGUGAAGAAAAGGGUGCAGAGGGACUGCGAAGAUCCGAGCUACGUGAUCACCACCUACGACGGGGUGCACAACCACCUGCGGCCCGGCGUUCACCUUCUACCCCCACCAUAG
Spirodela intermedia is the source of this 334-nucleotide messenger RNA. NCBI's taxonomy places the organism in Eukaryota, Viridiplantae, Streptophyta, Magnoliopsida, Alismatales, Araceae. The record is from the annotation of a GenBank genome assembly.